Molecule: messenger RNA, 1168 nt
Organism: Castor canadensis (American beaver)
Lineage: Eukaryota; Metazoa; Chordata; Mammalia; Rodentia; Castoridae
Product: POU domain, class 6, transcription factor 2-like
Source: RefSeq, a predicted model, not a curated record
AGAGAUAAGAGAGAGCAGAGAGAGGGAGAGUGUGUGUGUGGAAGAGAGGGAGAGAGGGAGAGGGAGAGAGAGGACACGCACUCUAAAGCUGCCACUUUUUUUUCCUCCCCUUCACUCUUUCCCCCCGUCCUAGGAUCCAAUGAUAGCUGGACAAGUCAGUAAGCCCUUGCUGUCAGUGCGGAGUGAAAUGAAUGCGGAGUUGAGAGGUGAGGACAAGGCUGCUACUUCAGACAGCGAGCUGAAUGAGCCCCUGCUUGCGCCUGUGGAAUCAAAUGACAGCCAGGACACUCCCAGCAAGCUCUUCGGGGCCAGAGGAAGCUCAGCACUGUCGGAUCCCAGCACUCCUGACCAACACCAGGCCAGUCAGACUCACCCACCAUUUCCUGUUGGGCCACAGCCUCUUCUGACGGCACAGCAGUUAGCCUCUGCUGUGGCCGGAGUAAUGCCAGGAGGCCCUCCAACCCUCAAUCAGCCUAUCCUCAUCCCCUUCAACAUGGCUGGACAACUAGGGGGUCAGCAAGGCCUGGUCCUCACACUGCCCACAGCGAAUCUCACCAACAUCCAGGGGCUGGUAGCAGCAGCUGCAGCUGGAGGCAUUAUGACUUUGCCAUUGCAAAACCUACAAGCUACCUCAUCCCUGAACUCCCAACUGCAACAGCUCCAGCAGCUUCAGCAGCUCCAGCAGCAGCAGCAGCAGCAGCAGCAACAGCAGCAGCCACCUCCCCCACCACCAACCACCCAGCACCCGCAACCAGCCCCACAGGUGCCCUCCCAGCCCCAGCAGUCACAGCCCCAGUCCACUUCACCCCAGCAGCCACCACUUGCCUCCCAGCAGCUGCCAGCAACUCCAUCUCAGCUGCAGCAGGCUUCUCAGCCACAGCAGCCUCAAUCCCACUCUCACCCCCAGAGCCAGAACCAGCCAUCACCAACCCAGCAGAGCUCAAGCCCGCCUCAGAAACCCAGUCAAUCUCCAGGACAUGGCCUUCCAUCGCCGCUCACGCCUCCCAAUCCUUACAGCUGGUUAAUAAUCCUCUAGCAAGUCAGGCCGCAGCGGCUGCAGCAGCCAUGGGCUCCAUAGCAAGUUCACAGGCCUUUGGCAAUGCCCUCUCCAGUCUUCAGGGGGUCACAGGUCAACUAGUUACUAAUGCACAAGGACAGGUGAGUGGGA